UUCCGACAGGGCCGACCCUGGCCGGGUUGGAACCGGUUCGCGACACUGGCUCGCUGCGAGCCUGGAAAGCCCGAUUCUGAAGCUUUGACCUUUUCGCAAAUGGCGGAAACCCUCGAACCCUAGGGUCCUUCUCUCCUCGUCUCCCUCCCUCUCCUUCCCUCUUCUCCGCUCCCAUGUCGAGAAACGAAGACGUCCGAUUCGUCUCUUCCGCCAUUAAAAUCCCCCGCUCCUCCCUCGCCCACCCCGUUCCCCUCUUAUCAACGCUCCCCUUCGCUCGCCACAACCUUUCCUUCCAUCUCGACCGAGCUAGAGAGGCGAUCCAGGGCUUCUUGGCAUCGCUUCCGAGACAGUGGAGGCCUCGCUUUCUCUGCUCGUCCUCCCUUGCUGUGGUGCGGCAGGAGGCGGAGACGAACCAUCGGCGGCACGGGAAGGAGGACGAGGAGCGGGUCCUGAUAAGCGAGGUGCUGAUCCGGAACAAGGAUGGGGAGGCGCUGGAGCGGGUGGACUUGGAGGCGGCCGUGGCCGCCGCCCUGAAGUCGUGCCGGCCCAACUCGGCGCUCACGGUGCGGGAGGUGCAGGAGGACGUGCACCGGAUCAUCGAGAGCGGGUACUUUUGCUCGUGUAUACCUGUUGCCGUCGACACCCGGGAUGGGAUCCGGCUGGUCUUUCAGGUGGAACCGAAUCAGGAGUUCCAAGGAUUGGUUUGUGAGGGUGCAAACGUUCUUCCUGUAAAAUUUUUGGAGGAUGCAUUUCGCGAUGCGUAUGGAAAAAUAAUCAAUAUACAGCAUCUGGAUCAAGUGAUUAAAUCCAUCAAUGGCUGGUACUAUGAACGUGGGCUAUCUGGUUUGGUUUCAUAUGCUGAGAUUCUUUCUGGAGGAAUCCUUAGGUUACAAGCCUCCGAAGCCGAGGUCAAUAAUUCCGCCAUUCAGUUUCUUGAUAGAAGGACUGGUGAACCAACUACAGGGAAGACAAGGCCAGAGACUAUAUUUCAACAACUGGCAACAAAAAAGGGACAGGUAUACAAUAGACUACAAGCAAAACGAGAUGUUGAGACAAUAUUAACAAUGGGAAUUAUGGAAGAUGUUACAAUUAUUCCUCAGCCUACUGGAGAUCCCUGCAAGGUUGAUCUAGUGUUAAAUCUUGUUGAGCGUCGUAAUGGUGGUUUCUCUGCAGGUGGUGGAAUUUCAAGUGGGAUAACAAGUGGCCCUCUUGCAGGACUGAUCGGAAGCUUCGCCUAUGUGCAUAGGAAUGUUUUUGGUAGGAACCAAAAACUCAACCUUUCAUUAGAAAGGGGGCAAAUCGACUCAAUAUUUCGCAUAAAUUAUAUUGACCCAUGGAUUGAAGGAGACGAUAAGAGGACAUCCAGAACAAUCAUGAUUCAGAACUCCAGUACUUCAGGAGCACUUGUUCAUGGGAAUGCCCAAUCUGAUCAUGGUGGCCUAACAAUUGCACGAGUUACUGCUGGGAUUGAAUACAGUCGACCUUUCAGGCCCAAGUGGAGUGGAACACUUGGGCUUAUGUUUCAGCAUGCUGGUGCUCGUGAUGAUAAAGGCAAUUCUGUAGUCAGAGAUAUCUACAACAGUCCAUUAACUGCAAGUGGCAAUGCUUGUGAUGACAUGCUAAUUGCAAAGUUAGAAAGUGUCUACACAGAUUCUGGUGAUCAUAGCUCCUCAACAUUUGUAUUCAACAUGGAACAAGGACUCCCUGUUCUACCUGAGUGGUUAUGUUUCAAUCGAUUGAGUGCUCGUGCUAGGCAAGGAUAUAAAAUUGGGCCUGCUCGACUACUUUUAAGUGUCUCCGGAGGCCAUGUCAUUGGAAAUUUUCCACCUCAUGAAGCAUUUGCUAUUGGUGGGACAAACAGUGUCAGGGGUUAUGAAGAAGGUGCUGUGGGUUCUGGUCGCUCAUAUGCGAUUUGUAGUGGAGAAAUCUCUUUUCACAUGUUUGGACCACUGGAAGGUGUGCUGUUUGCGGACUAUGGAAAUGAUCUUGGUUCAGGCCCUACAGUGCGUGGUGAUCCUGCUGGAGCAAGGGGAAAACCUGGGAAUGGUUGUGGCUUUGGGGCCGGCAUUUGUGUGGAUUCACCCCUAGGGCCCCUGCGCCUAGAAUAUGCAUUUAAUGAUAAAUUAGCAAGCAGGUUCCACUUUGGAGUUGGCUACCGCAAUUAAUUCAUUCCUUUUCUUGCUUGGCCCUCAGGAUCUCUGCUAAGUUAUUGUCAGACGUCAAUUUUAAAAGCAAUUCAGCAUCAUAUGAUCCUCGAUGAAAAUAUUACUCAAUUGUUUUUUUUUUUCCUCCUUGAGAGGAGUAUGAGAGAGGUGUGCCAGAAUAUAUAUAUUACAGGCUUUCUUCCAUUUGCGGUAGUCGUACGAAGCUGCUGUUUUGAAGAGUUUUGAGCCGUAUCUAGAGCAAGGCAUGCGAAGGCUUAUAGUUGUAUAGAUAUUUCAAAUUUUUGAUCCUGUAUCUCAGCAGGACAUAAACUCAUAUUUAUUAAGAGUUUAGAAAAUGGUGGUAACACCUGAUGGAAUCA
This is a messenger RNA of Elaeis guineensis (African oil palm), 2524 nucleotides long. RefSeq names its product outer envelope protein 80, chloroplastic. Lineage: Eukaryota; Viridiplantae; Streptophyta; Magnoliopsida; Arecales; Arecaceae. The record is from RefSeq and is a predicted model, not a curated record. Gene Ontology annotation, biological process: embryo development ending in seed dormancy; chloroplast organization. Gene Ontology annotation, cellular component: outer membrane.